UUGAACGAAUCGAAAGCAUUGUCGAUCGACAAGGUGCUGGCGAUGUUGUGGCUUGCAGGAUAUUUUCAAGUUUUCCUGGUGGUUUCAAGAUUCGUAUUGAACUUUUUGAACUUCGUCCCAGCUUCUGUAUGCCUUUACUACUCAACACCUACAGAAAACUGCAAAGUUCGCAACCAAUCGCACACCAUACUCGGCCGACAAGAGGUCAGCACGAGAGUGAACACGGUAGGAGCCUUGCUGGAAGAUGUCAACUCGCUGCUACUCAUUUCAGCCAUAUUCUCUUGGAAACUGUUCAAGGUGAAGAGGUACUUUCGCGCAGUCGUUCGCGUUGGACACUUCUGGGUUUGGUGCUUGUUCUGCAUCACAAACUCCCUUUCGAUUCUGUACGUGGAUACCGUCCACGGAAAGGACAAGACGGGAAAUAUUAACGUCAGCGCAGUAGCGCUUAUGACAGAAAUGUUUCUUCUCACUUUAUUCGCGAGUGCUAUCAACUUCAUCGGACACGAGACCUACGUGAAGUGGGUCGAGGACCGAUUCUGGGACCAGCUCACCGUACAGCGCCUAUUCAAACCGCUCUUUCGUGUCGUUCUGUGCGCGUACUUCUUCCGCAAUCUUGGCCUGUUUCUUUACGAUACGGCCCUCGUCUCCAUGAGCAUUUCGCUGUUAAACGGGAGACAAGUGGAAGGGUCACGUGACUGGGACAGCCUGCUUUUGUUGCUGAGUGCCGCGUUCCGAGGAAGCUUCACAAAGUUCUUCUUUGAAAAGAUGUUUCAAGGGCAAAGUCUUCCCCCGGUGUGUGAGAAAGAGGCUGUGGAGACUUUACUGGGGCCUGAGUUACAAAGAGAUCAGCUUGGUGGCUAUCGAUGGAUAGAAGCAUCAUCCGAACAUAGUUUAACUUAGUCAUUACUUCCAAAGGCAGAAUGGCGGGCAUGUCUAAACGUACAAUAAACAAAGUAUUACCAAAGUGAUGACCCAAACAAUACGACAAUUGACACCGCUCAGUAAAUUACUGAAAGUUAUGCACCCUAGGCCUGUUAGUAAAUUAACCACUUGAAAGUAUUUAAACCCUUUGCAGUUACGACCCUCUUUAAGUACAGACCUUCUUAAGAAGUAACAACUGAACCCUCUGAAAAUGUUCCGCAUCCUUUGGUUAUACUGUCUCCAUGCCGAAACUACUGAGCGAGUAGUCCUGGAUUAAGUGUAUGCCAGGCCAUUUUAGCCUACAUAUGUUUAUAUUAACAAAUUGUUUUACCCAUAAACCAGCUUAUUGAGGUUAAACAACUUACACGUUUCCUGGUUUAAACCAAAAUAUGGCAUAAUUUAACAUUAUUUGUAGUUAGGCUUUCGGUUAAUAUCAUGUCCAUUACCAUUUAAACUUCAGUUUAUUUUUUUUUUUACCACUGAAAGCAAUGAUAGAGCUUAGAAGUAGAGUGAAGUAAUUCAUCUCCCUCGGUGGGUCGUAAUCCGUUGACUAGUACAUAAUUAAGGCUUAGAC
Messenger RNA from Orbicella faveolata, 1495 nucleotides. RefSeq lists its product as uncharacterized. Lineage: Eukaryota; Metazoa; Cnidaria; Anthozoa; Scleractinia; Merulinidae. The record is from RefSeq and is a predicted model, not a curated record.